CUUUGUGAAGCGUGGCAGUCAGGUACAGUGAGUGUAUUCAAAGUGAAACAUUUAUAAAAGUCAAUAAUCCUCGACACAUCAGUGUGAUCUGAUUUGUUGGAGAGACGUCCGAAACCUUAUGUACAGGUUUAGCAGUCGAUGGCAAUGAAUCUGCCAAGAUGACACAAUUAGAUGAUGUACCAGGGGAGACAACCACUACACUUGUACCAAGUGUAGACAACUCUAGUGAUGACGGGGGAGGUGGAGAUCUACCACUACCGCCGGUAGACGACUCUUCAUCGGUGACAGGUACCAUCGCCGCGGUAACCGUUGCCGUGUUGGCUUGUGUGUUGCUAUUGACGAUGGUUAUGAUUUGUCGUGCGCUGCGUAAACGUCGAAGAGCUAGACAAGGGGAGAGAAUUGAUGACAUUCCAACUAUAUCAACCGGCAUAAUGGGGACAGGUGUAGCAGCUUACAGCAACAUCCGAGUGAAUGGCAACAUCACGUGGGAACCAGUGAACAACGCAAACCAUCAGGCUACAGCCUCAUCAUCUACAGCAUCAUCAUCACAUCAAAAUCAGAUUUCCAGAAAUAACCAGAGAGGGAGACGACCACGGCAUUCACGUUCUUCUAGAAGUUAACCUCUCUAACCUCACUGUUAUACGUGAGACUGACUACAUUGCCAUUAUUCUCGGUUAACCUCACUGUUACCUGUGUGACAACUGGACUACAUUGCCUACACUCUGAGAAAUUAGCCUCUCUAAACUCAUUGUUAUGAGUGAAACAACCGCUCUACAUUGCCAUCAUGCCAGAAGUUAACCUCUGUAUCCUCACCAUUAUAUGUUGUGUUAAUGUAAGGUGACAAAUUGGGUGCUUCUCCGUUGUGUAUAUGCUGUUUCAAGGGUCAGUGAACGGGGUGUAAGCGAAGGGGGGUUCUUAUGAAUUACCAGGGCCAUACCCUGAUCAAAAUCCUAAGGGGGCGGCACUACUUUUUAUAAACAAAUGAAACUAUACAUAUUAAACCCUGAAAUGUGUAUGUUAUUUUUUGGGGUAAAAAAAAAAAAAUGCGAUUCUCACCCCUCCUGUGGGUAAGGCCCUGAUUACCUGUGUUUAGGUUUUGCCAAAUUAACAGUCACUAUUUAUUUGGUGAUUUGAUAUCUAUUUAAUAAGAAAAGCUGAACUCGGUUAGAAAAGUUGACAGUAGUAUAUCAUUCCAACAUAAGAGUCACUUCGUUUUUUUUUGCAUUUCAAAUCAAGUCUAAUCUACUUUGUAAAAUGUAUUUUUUUAUUAGUUAUUUACUGUUAGAUCUGCUGUUCUGUGUAUGUAAACAUGUGUACAGGGUAACAACCAGCCUCAGUAGUGCAGUGGUUAAGCCAUCGGACUACAGGCUGGUAGGUACAGGGUUCGCAGCCCGGAACUGGCUCCCGCCUAGAGCGAGUUCUUAAGGGCUCAAUGGGUAGAUGUAAGGUCACUACACCCU
Gigantopelta aegis is the source of this 1460-nucleotide messenger RNA. RefSeq lists its product as uncharacterized. NCBI's taxonomy places the organism in Eukaryota, Metazoa, Mollusca, Gastropoda, Neomphalida, Peltospiridae. The record is from RefSeq and is a predicted model, not a curated record. Bases 159 to 620 code for a protein of 153 amino acids. The transcript has 3 exons.